AUGGCAAGCCAAUAUCCGGGUGGUUAUGGCAAUGGCCUUCAACUCAGUGACAUACCGCAUGGUAAUAUUUAUCGACCCACUGAACAACAUUCAGACGACGAAGCAGCGCAUUCCUUACUGCACCAGACUGCCGCAUAUCUGUCGCAGUACGAAGAUCCCCAUUGA
Molecule: messenger RNA, 165 nt
Organism: Fonsecaea erecta
Lineage: Eukaryota; Fungi; Ascomycota; Eurotiomycetes; Chaetothyriales; Herpotrichiellaceae
Exons: 2
Coding region: 1-165 (54 amino acids)
Source: RefSeq, a predicted model, not a curated record